GUGGAUGUGUGAGAGAGUGAAAGAGGGUCAGCGGUUGUUCGGUGGUUAGCGAGAUAGCAGUUAGCCUGUGCCGUCUAAAAGAUGCACACAGCUAGCGCUAUGGACGAUACAGGGGCGCCUGGAAGCUAGUAUAUAAUUAUUUCAGUGGGGGAAAAACGCUGCUAGUGUUAGGACACAAACACUAGCAGAGAUGGCCGGGAUUAUUAAGAAACAAAUUUUGAAACAUUUGUCAAGGUUCACGAAGAAUCUGUCCCCGGACAAGAUCAAUCUGAGUACACUGAAGGGGGAGGGGCAGCUCUCCAACCUCGAGCUUGAUGAAGAAGUUCUGCAAAACAUGCUCGACCUGCCCACCUGGUUGGCUGUCACUCGGGUCUACUGCAACAGAGCCGCCAUCAGGAUACAAUGGACCAAGUUGAAAACCAGCCCCAUCUGCCUGUUCUUGGAUAAGGUAGAGGUAGAAAUGAGGACAUGCGAGGAGCCCCGCCCACCUAAUGGCCCCUCUCCUAUAGCAAUCACAGAAGGCCAGAGCGAGUACGGCUUUGCGGAGAAGGUGGUGGAGGGCAUGUCUGUUCGGAUCAACUCCAUCACCAUCAAGGUGCAGUCUCGUGCCUUCCAUGCCUCUUUUGAGCUCUGGCAGCUACAAGGCAACAGCCUCAACCCCAAGUGGCAGCGCAGUGACCUCCGCUACACCCGCGUCACAGACCCCAAGAGAGGAGAGGUGUUGACAUUUAAAGAAAUCAACUGGCAGAGUCUUCGGAUUGAGGCCGAUGCCAUUGAGAGUGACGACCAGGACUUGGGUAGCACCCCUUUGCGGCUCAUCACCAAUCAGGGUCGCAUUCGUAUCGCCCUGAAACGCAGACUAAAGGACUGCAACGUGCUGGCCUCCAAGCUGCUUUUCAUUCUGGACGACCUUUUGUGGGUGCUGACAGACUCUCAGCUCAAAGCCAUCAUCCAUUACUCCAAGUCUCUCAGUGAGGCCAUGGAGAAGUCUGCCCAGCAAAGGAAGAGCAGGACUGCUGAAUCCCUACAGACUGCUCCUCCAUCACCUGGCCUCCACAACAUUUGGGCCGACCCCCCGCCUGCUCCGACCGGCCCCCCCAACACUACAAGUCAAUACUUUGAUCUUUAUGACGUCAAAGAGUCUUCCUACCACACCUUCAUAUCUCGCUUAGACCUACACAUAUGCAAUGACAGUUCUUCACUGGAUGAAGAUGCGUCUCCCCCACCGGGCUUGCAAGGUGCCAUGCAGCUGACGUUCAAGAAGCUGGGUUUUGACUACUAUCCCAUCCACAGACCUGCUGAUGGAUGUCGACACUGGGAACGCCACUGUGGAGCCAUGGAGAGUCAGCUUCAGUGGGCUGCCAAGCUGCUGGAGGAGUACCAGAAGAGAGCAGAGGUUUCUGGGUUCCCUGGGCCGCAUAGUGAGGUGCCCCAGCCAAACAAUAACUCCUCUGCAAGUACGGGUGCAGAUCUACAAUCUAGUCUCAAAUCGAGCCCCGCAAACACGGAGGGGGGGUCCAGAAGGAGCUCUGUCGCAGCCCCUGCUGGACCUCCACUGAAGAGGCUGCGAUCCUGCUGUGUGGUGGUCAGGAUGGACGACGUGAACAUUCACCAGGUGUCGACAAGAGGCCGUCAAAACAAGAAGACCCAGUCUUUGUUGUCCUGUAACCGUAAAUCCCUACGUUUGCCCGACAAUGUGCCAGCAGUUCAUCUGCAGUUAACAGAAUACUACUUUCCUGACAACCCCAGUGUAUCAGUACCUACAACAAACCUGUAUGCCCAGCUGAAUGGCCUCCAGCUGUGUGUAGAUCCAGCCAGUGUGCUGUGGAUCAAUCUGUUUUCCAGAGGUCUGCUGCACACGCUGGACCAGGUCAAAGCUUUCUACCAUCUGCAAGAUAGCAGCAAGGCUGAGGAGCAUGUAGACAUCUGUAUGGAUGCAACUCAGCUCAAGCUCGUAAUCCCCUUGGAUUCUUCCAUAUUGGACCAUCCAGAGCGUCCGCAGUCCCUCUCUGUCACCGUGCCCCAGAUGGUUCUCAGCAACACUCCUCACUGCCCUAAUGGCUCCAGAGCUGAUCUCAACAGCACCUUUAACAAGUUUGCCAGCUGCCCUUUCUUCCAUACAACACCCCCCUGCCCUUACCCAAGAGACCGGAGUGCCUUCCACCCCGUCCCGUCCAUCUUCCUCCAGCUCUCUCAAGAGACGGAGCCCCUACCUCUGGACAUAAAGAGGCUACGAUCCCAGGAUAUCUGGUCUCUCAGUCUGUCCCGUGUGACCUUCGGUUUUGAUGGAGCGCGGCGAUUCCCCAAAGGCAAAACCCAACCUUUUGUCGAACCCUUUGCCAUGUCAGUUUGGAUUUGUCAGCCCCCUGCCUUUGGAAAUAAUUCACCGUCUUCCUCCUCCAGUCCCAGCAGAGACCAUCAUGCUUCCCCAGAGCAGGAAGACACUUCAGUUGCCUCAUUCCACUUUUUGGCCCACACCAUCACUCCAGUGAAGAUGUGGCUCAACCAUUACCAGUAUGUGGCCCUGCUGAGGAUGAGGGACACCAUGGCUCGGCUCGGGGCAGAGCUGGGCAGGGACCUACGAGAUGUUAAGCAGGCUCACGGACAGAAGACAAAACCUUCCACGGUUUGUCUUGCCCUCCUGGUGGACUCUGCUGAAUUGGGUCUCCUGUUGCCAGCAGUGUGCUCAGAGCCUGAAGGAGAGGUAGCCCACACCCCAGAGACAGACAGCCCGAGCAUUACAGACUCUGACAUGUCUCCCACUCAUCGCUCUGAAGGUGUCCCAGAGGAAAAUGGGUUGGAAAGCGCAGUCUCCAUCAAUACUGCCAAUGAGAAUAAUUACCAAGACGAACAAGGUGGGAUGGUGGAGGAGGCAUGUGAGGCAGUGGAGGACAAUUUGGCAACACAGGAGGACACCCUUGUUCUCUCACCUGCGCUCUCACCCGGACACUCCCCUGGCCUCUCCCGGGAAGCGUCCACCUUCAGCCUGGAGGGAGAGCUGUCCAGCGCCAUUAACGUCACCAAGGAUGUGACCAAAGAUGCCAUAAGUGCCUCGCUGGACCUGACCAAAGGGGCGUUUUCAAUUACAAAAGAUGCCUUUAGCAUGCUGAGUCGUGGCUCAGGGAUGAGCAAGCUAUUCAGUCCGCAGGCAAAGGAACAGAUCCAGCGUUCAGAAGGGCCCUCCCCUUCUCUGACUGCCAGCCCGCACCACAAGUCCAUGAAGCAGUCGCCGUCCCAGCAUUCUUUUGAUAGUGCUAUCAUGGAUGGCAGUCUACCGGACGAGAAUCUCUCAGUGCAUAGUGACUUCAGCGAGAACUUUGUGGUUCUUAUAGACUCAGAGUCCAUGGGUCCCAACAACACCUCUAUGGGAAGUCUUGGCAGCCCGAUUACAGGGACAGAGAGACGUUCAUCCGCUGAACUUAGCAGCUCUUUUUCCCAAAGUACCGAGGAUGUGUCUCAGGAUAUGUCCUCAGUGUUGGUGCUGAUCUUGAGCGGAACCGCCUGUACCAUGGAAGUAAAGGGAGAAGACCAAGUGGUGGCUGUGGAAACAAAUAAUCUGACCCCUGUGCAGAUGGGAAACAUCAGGGUAGCAGACCUGCAUGCUGGACUUAUACAAGCUUCAAGUGGAUCCUUCCAGAUGCAGAACGGCCCGGGCUUCAGAGGCGCUCCUGCAGUGUGCAUGCGAUCAGAAAUGGGUCCUUCUGCCGCCCGCCACUCGGCUCUGGCCGAGUCUUUGGGCUUCCUGGAUAUCCGAGUGCAGGACUUCCAGGCAGAGCUGUUAGCCUCCACCGUGUCAAACAUCGGCCCUUUCCUCGAAGAUGAAUUCAGUGUUGAUAGUCAGCCAAUGCAGUUACACUUGAGCAAUAUCACCGUCACUAUUAAGGAUGAUAGUCCUAAAAUCUACCCAACAGCCCCUCAGCCAGUCCCGGCCUCAUUCGUGGUAGAUAAGCUGCUCCUGGAGCGCGGUGAAGACGGCAUGAUGAGGCUCAAAGCAGGUGUGCCGGUAUAUGGAGCAGACGACCUUGGUUUCUACAGUUUCUACUCGGGUCAACAGCAGAAAGAGAUAAAAGCCUUGGAGUCGCAGCUCUCUGAAGCCAAGUCGGCUCUCACCCAGGCCCUCAGUGACAAAGACCGCCUCCUUCUGGAAGUCAGAAAGUAUGAUCCCACCUUUAAUCUCUGAGCCUCUCGGGUUUCACACAUCGUACUUACAGUUUCUCCGCUGCUGCUGAGGAACAAGUGAGGGGAUGUCAGCAGGACUCGUUCACAGUACGUCUGGACAUGUUUGAGAAGAAGAUGACUCUUGAGUUGCAGCGUUGGAUCACUUCCAACUUAUACAUGAGAUUACAAAAGACCCCCGUAUAAUGCUCAUACUAAAAAUGGGAACCUAGAGGAUUAACUCAUAGAUACAUUAAUGGUACUACUUUUUUUAUCUGGCAGUCUAGAUAGUCCUCACUUCAGUGCUAAACACCAAUCACUCUCAUUACGUUUUCCUCCAAAUCAGUGUGAACAGUGAAGUUAUUGUGUGGUUUCAAGUGUUUUGUCACACAGCAUGCAAGGGGUACCGGUAAAUAUCAUCAAGCUUUAAUUCUCUCCACUUCAGUAUUUGUGUUACAGAAAAUGUUUUAGGUCGAACACAUGUCAAAACCUUCUCUUCAUAUUUACUGACACUGCCAGAACGCUACUAGGACCAUCAGUCGCUCUUUCCCCAAAACCCACCUUCCUGUCAAGCAUGCUUUGUGAACAGUGCUAAUUUAAGCUUAGCACAGAAACAAAAAAUAGACUUUGUUGUACUGACUGCUUGUGUGUUCCUUUUCAUUUUAAAGUAUUAUAAAAAAAAUAAUAAUAUCAGCUGUUACAUGUUGAAAAUAUGUUGUAAACGGUAGGGAAAAAAACGUUGCACUUUUGAAACAAAAAGAAAAGAUACAGCUCAAUGUUCCACCUCGGAUUGCUUUAUCAGCACGGAGGAAUGGUCAAACACUUUUGCCAUGUUCUCACCUUUCUCUCAGAAAGCGGGUUGAAUCAUUCCCAGUGUUAUUUAAACUUUGUGUUGUGAAAUGUCGAUCAUGCUGCUUUUGUACUGUGAAAACAACGUGCUCUGCGGUUGAAUGUUCCCUCGAGACGACGUGUCGCCUUUCCAUUUCUCCCUCAGCUGAGGAGAGCAGGUUGAGAAGCUUACGUUUUGGAACUGGGUUAUUCAGUGUUCACGCUCAGCCGUUUGGUUUAGAGAAGUUUGGAAGGAUUAAACCAGCUACCAGAGUUAUAAAGACUUGUUUGUUAGCUUGUGAGGAAACAAGUCCGACGCACAUUUAUUAAGCAUAGCACAGUUGUUACACAUCAUGAACUAAAAGUUUGUUCUGGAUAUUGUUUUACUUGUUUAUAAUAAUUUAUAGUUCUUAAAGCAUGUUUUUUUAAUUGUUAUACAGUGUUUUGAAGCCAUAUCAAUCAAAGAAAAUGUCAUGUUGAAAGACUGUGGUACUUUUGUGGUACGUGCACACAGACAAUGUAAUGACCAAACUCACUACAAGCACUGAUCACUUUCAGUGUUUCUGUGUUUAUUCCUGAUUUUCUGCAGAUUUUCACUACCAGGCCAGUUGCCGGAUGAAUAUACCUGUAAAGAUCUAUUUUCCAUGCAUACAUUUGUUGUAUGCAUGUGAUCAAACAAUGAUGGAUUUGUUCAUCACAAAGACUGUAACAGUAUAAUGUUCAUUUUAUGAACGCUGUCAUGAAAAAUGUGUCUCUAUGAGCGACAUUUUAUGCACAACAGUUCUAUUGUUCAAUCAGUGGCUUUGCAUUCUGCCUUUGGAGGUUAUCCAUCUUAGUGGUUGCAAAGCUGUGAACUUACUUUCACUUACAUUUGUCUUUGUCCCACUAUGUGCGUGGGAGACCCCUGGUGGCGGUGAUUUGGCAUUGCACUCCCCAUUCCAUACAUUUUUUUUAAUCUUUUCUUUCUCUUCUUAUUUAAAACACUGGUUGCCUUGCAAGUUAUGAAUGACAGAUUUGCAUUCUUAAAGGGGAAUGUAAAAUAUUCAAGCAAUAGAGAGAGAGCCUUGUUUUAACCAAAAAUAUUUAAAGAAUGGUAACACUACCAAUUUUUCAUCCUCCAUUUUUAAGUUGAAUGGUAUAAAAGAAAAAAUAAAUCUACCUGACUCUCACUGUUCAACUGCAUGUGGACUCAAUACAUCCUCACUCCAUCAGUGUAAUAAAGCAGAGAUACUGCCCUUUAGCCUCACUGUUACGUGUAUGUGUGAUCUCAGUUUUUGAUGUUGGUAUUUUUGCAUGGCCUUAGCGGAACAAAAGAUACACUUACAUAUUUUGUUUGCAACAUGUAGCUUUGAGAGUCCAGUUUCCUCUCUCCUCAGUCAAGCCUCAGUGUUAAGUAGCAUCCAUGUUGUGUAGACAAACUGGUUCUCUGAGUUCCAUCUGCUCUUAUAACCUUGCAAAAUGAGGAGAUGGACAGAGAAUCAAGCAAGGCUCAUGUAAAGAGAAGUAGUUUUUCUCUCUUUACUGAAGACUGACCUGGAAAUCCAAUGCAUGUUCUGAAGUGAUGUAUAGUUUUUGCCUUGUGAAUUAGUUGCACUUGUGUGAACUAUUCACUGGAAAUUGCACUUGUUUUCACUUCAAGGAUUGCAGAAGAGUCCUUGUGAAAUCUUCCUUACUGACACAAAUGUUGGACAGUAUUUUGUCAGUUGUGUGGUGUUACGUUGGAUUUUGUAAUGUCUUUAUCACUUCUUUGAGACUAAUAUAAAAACUGGUUCUGUGAACCAAAGCUAGUAUGUGUACAAUAUUGUAAAGGUGAAAUAAAAGAUAAAACUGCUCAACACA
This is a messenger RNA of Labrus mixtus (cuckoo wrasse), 6822 nucleotides long. RefSeq names its product bridge-like lipid transfer protein family member 3A (gene bltp3a). Bases 191 to 4180 code for a protein of 1329 amino acids. NCBI's taxonomy places the organism in Eukaryota, Metazoa, Chordata, Actinopteri, Labriformes, Labridae. The record is from RefSeq and is a predicted model, not a curated record. The transcript has 21 exons.